This is a messenger RNA of Paraphaeosphaeria sporulosa, 3420 nucleotides long. RefSeq lists its product as uncharacterized. The transcript has 2 exons. NCBI's taxonomy places the organism in Eukaryota, Fungi, Ascomycota, Dothideomycetes, Pleosporales, Didymosphaeriaceae. The record is from RefSeq and is a predicted model, not a curated record. The coding region runs from base 1 to 3420 and encodes 1139 amino acids. Gene Ontology annotation, biological process: proteasome-mediated ubiquitin-dependent protein catabolic process. Gene Ontology annotation, cellular component: proteasome regulatory particle, base subcomplex; nucleus; cytosol. Gene Ontology annotation, molecular function: polyubiquitin modification-dependent protein binding.
AUGCAACCAGAGCCUCUACACGCUUCCCAGAACACGCUGUCCCCACCACUUACCCCCGAACACCCCGCCAUCACCUCCCAGCAUGGCCCUCAGGAUCGCGACCAGCAGCUCUUCCCACUCUCUCACCACCAUGGGGAGUCGGGAGAGCCUGUGUCUGCAGGCACCGCUGAUGAGCACGCGUCGCGCGAAUCAAGUCGCGACCGCGACCCCGACGCCACUCGACUGAGCCGCGCGAGUCCCCCGCCCCGAAACAGAAUCACGGAAUAUGAGAAUGCAUUAGUCCAGUCGCCUAAGAAACGGCCUCAUGGUCCAGUAUUUGAGGUCAUCAAGUCUGCGAGGAAACCUGACGACAAGAGCUGUCCACUUGCGAAGCUGCCGAAUGAAGUCUUGACUCACGCUCUCUCCCACCUGUCUCCGCACGACCUUGCCGCCGUGUCGCUUGUCUCAAAACGCUUCAAUGGCCUCGUCACGACCCCUCAUGCCUGGCGUGAAGCCUUCAAUCGCUACUUCCCGGGGCCUACAGCUCUUGUCGACGAGGAUGUGCGAUUGGCUCUUGAGGAAGCGGGUGAUAGCUUCCGCUCGGAGAAGCGUGCCUUCACACGUCUCACUGCGCUAUCUUCGUGGCGUAGCGAAUACAUACUGCGCACCCGAUUGCUGCGCUCGCUGGCCAGGGGUAAGCCCGUCCAGAUCGAACCUGUGACUGCUGCUCGCUCCGGACAACCGCAGAACAACGCCCCGGUCAACAUGUACAAUGCCUUCACGUACACCACUAUCAACCACCUGCACGCUACGUUCGGUACAGGGGGGUUGAACAAACGAGUUCCUCGCUUGAUUCACGGAGCAGACGACGUCGGCAUGUGCACCAGCAGUGACCCCACCAUCACGAAGGUCGAUCCUUGGGGCCAGAGCGACCCCAACUUCUACGCCCAAUUCUCCGAACGCUUCCCUGGUGUCGCUGAGUGGGGCUUAGGAUCUGGCGAAGUAGUCGGUCGACCGAAUGUUAUGGAUGUGUCUCAGCAAUAUGGCAUGGUAUAUGGCCAGGGCUGUGCCGAAGGGUCUUGCUACUACCGAGCCACCGAUGAGCAGCGAGGCCGCUUCAUCGCCGAGCCCACCGAUUUCUCGAUGCCUGAAGCCGGCAUACCUAAGCUUGGAGUGGACGGCGGCGCCAUUUGCAGUGUCUGGAUCGCUAAAUCAAAUGCCAUUCCCACCCUGACUGAUGGUUUGAUCGGAGUCCUCAUGGGCUCUGCAGCCGGUGUCAUAUCAGCAUGCAGCCUUGGAUCGGAUGGCCUUCGUGGUGCCCGUGUUCAGCGCGGCGACCUCGUCGCUCGCUGGGUGCUCAGUCCAGGCGUUCCAAUCGUAGCAAUUGCUGUUGACGAUAAUUACUCUCAUCAGCGCCAAGCUCAGAAUCGUAUCUGGGCUGUGGCUCUCAACGCGUUGGGCGAAUUGUUCUAUCUGACCAAGUUCCCCACCAGGAGCCAAGCUCCAAAGGGCCGACUCAACGAGUACUACCCUGAAUAUCUUGCUUGGCUCACUGGUCGCAGCGUCCACUGGAACAUCGUCGAACCCAGCAGACGGACUGCGAGGCCAGAUCCUUACAAGGACGUGGAAAUGGACGGAAGCUACUCGCCGAGAAGCUCUUGGGACGGCAUGUGCUUGAGCAAAGAUCAAGUCCUUGCUGAAACGAGAGAAAUUCACAAGUUCAUUUCCAAGACACCCAAGGAGUUCCGCAAAACGUGCCUUGGUUGGGAUAUGCGUAGGCGUCUUGAGGUUGACUUCGCAGGCGAUGAUGGCAACUUUGCGGGAGAAGCCAUGGUCGUUGUCGAGUGUGGGCUUGAAGAGGGGGAUGUCACCAAGCUCACUCGGUUCACGCGCUGGAAGGCUCGUGAGACUACCAAGGAGAGCACCACCUCUACUCGAUUUGCUUCUCAGCAGGCGUCUAAAUCUGCGUCACUAUUCGGCGGGUCUGGUGCCACUACUCCUGACUUUGUUCAACAGCAGCGGCUCCCCCAUCGAUUGCGAAGCCAAUCUUACGCAUCCGACAACAGCUCUCCUGAGCGGUCCAAUCUUGUCGAAGAGUGGAGAACAUCCGAUCUGACCUUCGGCGGCUUAAAGGUUCUCCAAAUUGCUACUACUGCCAUCGACUGCUCUACCUUUGCUACAAUGACUCUUUCAGAGGAUCCCGCUCUGGGUUUCUCGGCUGCGUCGACAACCUCUUCACCUUAUGCUUCGCCUAUGUCAGUGGCCAGUCAAUCGGCGUCUCCUUCAGAUAUUCCCGGCCAACGUGCUCGCUUUGUUGCAGCCGGUACGAAGACUGGCGAAGUCCUUUUGUGGGAUCUACGCGCUCCCGUUUCGCGAAGCGCCGAAUAUCCGAAUAGUCUUCAUCCUGUUCGGAUUAUCUACACUCAAUCGCCUGAGAUCAGUUGCCUUGCUCUGACAGCAUUGCACGUCGUGAUUGGUGGCUACGACGGAUUGGUCCAAGCCUGGGACCCUUUGGCUUCAGAUCCCAAACCCGUUCGUACACUGCACUCCCGCCAUGCUACCCGCGCUCGUAGGCGCAUCCAACAGGCCCAAGCUUCGAUCCAGGGCAUCGGUGUGAACAUGUAUGCGGCCGGUGCUAUUGUACUCGACCCCGACCCAACAGUCUUGCGCGGAGCAGUGUCUGUUGGCAACCAAAUUCGCUACUGGAGUUACAGUUCCUCCGCUGCCGACCAAUACAAGAGCAGCAAACGCCGUCUCCGCCGUGGUGAACGCGGAAGCAACAAUGUGGGCGAGCGCGUCGUUGGCGCGACGCGCCUCAACCUGAAAAAUUACAUUGACAAUGAGAAGCAUGAGCUCGAACGGGAGACGGUGGAGCGUCGCAAACAGGCCGAUCGCCUCGCUGGCCGCUUCGGCGUCGACCUUUUGGGCAGCGAAGAGGAAGCUCUGGCUUACGCCACGAUGCUUUCACAGGAAGCCGCACAGGCGGACGAGGCUAAGCGCAGAGAAAGCGAAAGCAGCUAUGCCAUCAGCAGCGACACCGCGACGCCUGAGCCCAGCAUUGCGCAGUCUAGCUCGCCCACCAUGGCUAUCGACCCCGAGCUUGACGCUGAUAUUGCCGAAGCCAUCCGCCUCUCUUUACAAGACAGCCCCGCGUCCGGCAUCUACGGCUCUGACUCGCCGGCUCUGGACGAGGAGUGGGACAUCCCAGUGAAGUACGCAAAGAGUAAGAAGAAUGGUAGUCCAAAGCCAGCUGGCAGAGCAGGUGGCGCGUCCGGGUCAAGCAAGGAUGCAGAGAUGGACGAUCUAGAGUUCGCGCUGCAGCUCAGCCUUGCAGAGGAGGCGAGUAGGAAGGAGGUGGAAGCGAAUGAAGAUGCUUUUCCGGCGCUCAGUCCGCGCUUGAGUAGCGGAAAGGGGAAGGGAAAGGGGAAGGCGCCGUGGUGA